UGCUCUUCCUAUCUCGGUACUCUGAAGACCCCUGGGGAAGUUGUCUAUGUGGAAAGCUCAUCUUUGUAAUACAUGUAAAUAUGCUGUUUAUCUAAACUGUGGAGUCAUCACUUGUGCCAAGUAAGCUGUGUAUCAUCAAGCACAAUUAAAUAUCUCCUUGGUUACCUAAUUGUUUGUAUUUCUACUUUAUCUUAAUUCCUCCUCUACAGAGUGUUUCAGCUGAAUGCAUUUUCUUUUAGCAAAUAAGCUAUGUAUGCAAAGGUAGAAUGUAAUACUGAAGACCAUGUCAGAUGUCCACACAGAUACAUCGAGAUUUCUAGUUUUCUGUCUACCGAGGAAGAAGGACUUCACACCUAUAGUUCUGACAUUCAGUUAUAUAAUAUAAGUGAAACACUUGACCUUUUAUCUGACCCUCAAGUUCAUUCAAGUAAAUUUGGUUCUAAAAAGGAAGGCAGCAUCCCAAUUUUCAUCAAAGAAGUGUCAAAUGCCGAAACAAACAUUGGGGAUGUUACCAAACUGUCUGUUACAGCCACUGGCAUUCCCAAGCCUAAAAUCCAGUGGUUUUUCAAUGGGGUAUUGUUAACCCCUUCUGCUGACUACAAAUUUGUUUUUGAUGGUGAUAAUCAUAGUCUGAUCAUUCUGUUCACCAAAUUUGAGGAUGAGGGAGAGUACACAUGUAUGGCCAGUAAUGAAUAUGGAAAGUCAGUAUGCAGUGCCUAUUUAAAAAUAAAUCCCAAAGGAGAUGAACACGAAGAGACAGAAACAGAAUCAACACUGGAGAAAUUUCUGGAAAAGCUGGAAGGGUCCUGUCCCCCUUAUUUUCUCAAGGAGUUAAAACCAGUCCACUGUGCUCCAGGGCUCCCUGCUGUCUUUGAGUACCUCGUGCGUGGAGAGCCUUUCCCCACUGUUUUGUGGUUCAAAGAAAACAGGCAACUUUGCACUAAUGUUUAUUAUACCAUCAUUCAUAAUUCUGAUGGUUCUGGGACAUUCAUUGUCAAUGACCCUCAGAGAGAAGACAGUGGCCUCUACAUCUGUAAAGCAGAGAAUGUGUGGGGUCAGUCCACCUGUGCUGCAGAGCUGCUUGUUCUUCUGGAAGACACAGACAUGACUGCUGCCCCCUGCAAAGCAGAGUCCACACCAGAGGCUCCUGGAGGUUUUCCAGAGAUGUUGUUAAAGGACCAUGCAGUUGAGAAAUUGGAGUCAGAGCAGGAAGUUUCAGCUUUUGUAAAGGACACCAUUUCAAAACCUGCUUUAAUUAUGGAAGAAAAACAGCAGCUUUCUUCUGAGCAUGUUGUUAAAAGCAGUGAGCUGACCAGUAAAAUUACUUCAGUGAUUCAGCAAUUGCAAUCCUCCAUCAUGUUGGAGGAGGUCUCUCCCACUCCUGAGAGCACCAGUGAACUUCCUUCCACUGACAACACUAUUCAUGUACAGCCUAUCAAGGAAUCACCUCCCAAUGUACAGUUACAGAUUGUGCAGUCCCAGAAAACCCUCUCCAAAGAAGAUACUUUAAUAUUUCCAGAGCCUGAAAACAUCUUCCCAAGUGCCUUGUCCAUAGAACAAAUAAAUUCAGUUAGAGUUGAGUCUCAGGCAACCCUAUUAGCUGAACCUGAACGGAGUUAUCCACAUUCUUCAACAGAACCUCCAGCACAUUUAUAUCCAUCCUCUGUGACUGAAGAAAUACUUUUGCUGAAAGAAAAGACAGUCUCUGAAGUAGACAAAGAGCAAAGAGCAACUCUUCAAAAGCAAGAGGCACAAAGUGCUCUCCUCCUGAGUCAUAGCUUAGCUGAGGGACACGUGGAUAGUUUUCAGGGUUCUGAUAUUGAGCUCUCUAGGGUAAAUUAUGAGCCCCAGAUCCCUUCAGAACACACAUGCACAGAAGAAGGCAAGAUCCUGAUGGAAAGUGUGGAUCAGCUAAGAAGUGCAGAGCAAGAUUUCGCAGUCAGGAUUAAGGAAAGCAAGUCCUUACAUUUCCCACUAGCACUUGAGGAAGAGCAGGUUCUGCUCAAGGAGGAGCAUUCUGAUGUCACAGCCAUGCCCCCAAACCAAAUCACUGAGUAUAAAAAAGAGCCCAAGGCAAUAAAAGGAGUACAAGAGGUCCAAAGAAGUGACCUUCUUUCUAAGGAAAGUUUGCUUCCUGGUAUUCCAGAGGAGCAACGAUUAAAGCUGAAAACUCAGGUCCGCAGGGCUUUGCAAGCCGCAGUGGCCAGUAAGCAGCCAAGUCUUCUCUUUGAGUGGUUAAGGAACAUUGAAAAUGUGGAGGUCAAGGCCAUAAACCUCACCCAAGAGCCCAAACACAUCCUGUGCACCUACCUUGUAACUUCAGCAAAGUCUCUAACAGAAGAAUUAACCAUCACUAUUGAAGAUAUUGAUCCUCAAAUGGCUAACCUGAAAACUGAACUUCAGGAUGCUUUGUGUUCUAUCAUAUGUGAAGAAAUAAACAUUCUAACAGCUGAGGAUCCUAGAAUUCAGAAAGGAAGCUUGAUAGGGGUACAGGAAGAAGUGGAUUGUUUUUCAGAACCACAGAAGGUUGAAGCAAUCACUGAACCAGAAGUCAAAUCUCAUUACCUUGUCUCCAAAGAAGAGGUCAGUUGGUUUAACGUGGAAAGUCAGGUCAAAGAUGUCGGUACCACUACUACCACUGAUGAGGUUGCUUCUGCUGCUGUCUCUGAUGAAACACAAGAUGAGACUGUAAAACCCUCUGAAGGCGGUAUGGAGAAAGCUGGUAUGGUAAAGACACAAGAAGCUGAGGAAAGCUUACUUGAAGAGCACCGUCCUGUUAUACUUACACCCUUAGUGGACACCGUUUCUGAGGAAGGCGAUGUUGUAUACUUCACAUCAUACAUAACGAAUGCUAAGGACGUGAAUUGGUAUUUUGAAGGUAAACUGGUGCCUUCAGAUAAAAAGUUCAAGUGUUUACAAGAUCAAAAUACAUAUACACUAGUAAUCGACAUGGUAAAUGCAGAAGAACACCAAGGAGACUAUGUCUGUGAGGCCUCAAAUGACAGUGGGAAAACCACAACUUCGGCAAAGCUCACUGUAGGAAAAAGAGGUUGGAAAUUAAGGAUUGAGUGGCUCUAGUUCUAAUACCCACUGAAUUAUGAUUUAGGUUUCUUCACUCAAUUUCCACUUAUCUGCCACUUCCAGAAUGCAAGUUAUUUAGAGUAAGAAUGAAAUCACAGACAUAAUCAUGGUUAUUAUAUUUUCUCUUACUGCCUUGUUGGGUAGUACAUUACCUUAUCUACUACUUAUGUUUUAAAACAUACUUCCAUAUGUUUUAUGAUACAAUAAAUAUGCUUUUAGUUACUUUAUGUGAAAAUACAUUAAUAAUAUGUAUUAAAAAGCUAUUAGUGAACACCUAGCCAACUCUGAAAUCACCAGUCUCAUCUCUAAAUUCAAAAUAACCAUGAUUAGUUGUCCAUUUGAGGUUUUUAUUUUCGAUUUAUUUUUUGCUAUCGUUUCACUUCAUCACUUUCCUCCCUAUAUCGUACUUUUUCACAUUAUUUUCCGUGUUCCUAGUAAGCAUGGUACAUUUAAAUGGUAUGUCAUGCUGCUAUGCAUGUACACCCAUAGCAUCACAUUUUAAUAAUUUUCUUCGCAAUUCACUGCAAAAUAAUAAUCGAAUAUUGUGAGAGCUGCUUAUUGCCUUGCUUUGCCUUCAGUGAUCUUCUUCAUUUUCCAGUCACUUGUCGUGAACUGCUGUAAUCCAUCUUACCGAUUUCAAUUGUUUCACUUUCAUUAACAGCAAUAAAAGUUAGAAGAAAAAGAGAAAUGCAGGAUGCCUGAUAAGGAGGCAUGCUAAUGGACUCUGCUUUCCU
Castor canadensis (American beaver) is the source of this 3815-nucleotide messenger RNA. The record is from RefSeq and is a predicted model, not a curated record. NCBI's taxonomy places the organism in Eukaryota, Metazoa, Chordata, Mammalia, Rodentia, Castoridae.